AUGAGCGGAUGCAUUAUGGCGUUUUUGUAUCGACGUGCAAGAAGAAAUCAUGAGGUAACACUUGUUGAGUGCAAUCGAACUUCAUAGCAACUAAAAGUUAACUUGAUCAAACGCCCACAAAACUGUUUUCUAACUAUAAUCGCUGUUAAAUAAAAUUCGCAAGAAUACUCAAAGCGGAGAAUAAGCUAUCCUUUUUGUUUUGAACCGUUGGGCAUUUCGAUCGCCAGGGCAUUUGUAACGAUGUCUAACUCCUUAAAACUGCUCUCAGUUGAACAUGUUGCACUUCUGUCUGUAUCAAUAUCAGGGCAAUGAAGUUGCGGAAGAGAUCUAUGUGGCCUGCAUAGACAACAAAGAUUUGGCUGAGGUGAUACUGAUAAAUAUGAAUGCUGAUACGGAAGAAAGUGAGCUUUUAGAGGUAAAUGCUAUCACUCCGUUGUUAGUUGUUAAAAAUAGCAAUGACAAUGUGCAACUAAACAAUAAAAAGCAUACGCAUGACGACUGGAGAGUUGACUCGAUACCGAGAGUAUCGUCUGAGGAAAGAAGGACUCCGACUCCACUAGAUGUCGGAGAUAAACAUUUCCUAAAUUCCAUCUGUGAUCAAAAAGGCCAUGCAGAAGAGUUGUUUAACUCACGAAAUGGUCACCAAAGUGCCGAAGAUGGCUGUGGUCACUGUGAUGUCAACAUUAUUUCGUAUCAAGACAGUGGGAUGGAUAGUGACAAAGAUAGCGACGAAAUACAAACAUCUCUCUUCACUGAGAUAGAGGAGAGCGAAAAAAACCAAGGUACUCUCGAAGUACUCGAUGAGGUACUAGGUGAAGGAGAAUAUGGAAUCGUUUACAAAGGUCGCUAUGGUGGAAGGAAUGGUAGCAUUACUGAUGUUGCAGUAAAGAAGUUGAAAGGUAUGCAUAAGGAUCCUAUUCUAUUGGCUUAAAUCUUUACUCAGUUAUUGUUUUCUCGACAGUGUGGGAGGAUCAGUAAAUAAAAUUCGAUUAUACGUAUUUUUGGGACUAUUGUAUGUUACCCCAUUGCAAUCUGAAUUCUUAAACUUAAUAUCUGUAGCAAGGUGUUUAGACUGGCAGUGUAUUCUCAGUAUUCUUCGUUUUCUUUGCAUUCCACGUACAACACAACGUAACUAACUAAUGAAUAAUUAUGACCUUUGUUUAUUUUUUUUUCUUCAGGUAAUGCUUGCACACUUGGGAAAGCCGCGUUGCUGAAUGAGAUAAGAACGUUGAAACAGGCUGGACGACAUCCCAACAUUGUCAACCUAAUUGGAACAUGGAUUCAAGGAGGUGAGACUUAUUUCGACUAUCCAAAUAAUAUUCUUGCGAAUCUACACAAAAAAUAUGUGUUUAUUCAUGUAAUGAAGUUUACAGGGCAGGGCAAUCAGGUUGCAAGAAAACUCGAUCUCGCAGAGAUUCUAAUGCUGAACAUCUCCAAGGAACUAUGCAAAGAAUUAUGCAAAUGAGCUUUGAGACGAGCACAAUUCAGCAAACACAUGGAUUUGUGGUGUUUUCAAGAUGUUAGUGAAUGAAAGUUAGACAGAUACCUGCGGGAGUAUAUGCUAUGCACUGAUAUGCUUUUUUGCCCCGAUUUACGCCUGAAUUUUGAGAAUUCUCUCAUACAAAUCGGUAAAUUUUUGAUAUGCAAAUAUUAAUUAAGAUCGAAGAGGUCUCCUCAGGUAACGCUGUAAUGGAAAAUAUUUCAGGUGAAGUUUCCAUCUUUUGUCUGUACACUGACUGAAUACAUCAUACAAUUUGUAGCGAGAGCGAAUUCCGUGAGCUGUAUUAAUGCAGUCGCUUCGCGCUGAAGAAAAUCUGUGAAAUUUACACUUUCGAUCGCUCUCCACACGGGUGGUAUGGCCAAAAUCAAUUUUAGCUUGCGACCACGCAAAAAGGAAAUAGGAGAACAAAUAAACUACUUUUGAAAUAUGUGUCCUAAACCCUUUAUUAUGGGCAAGUAGUGAAGGAAAACUUUUUUUCCGACGGGAAGUAGAGAGGACCGCUCUCAGCGAGAGCGCUACUUAAAAUUGCAAACUCAUUUUUUUGUCUUUAUCUAAUCUACCAAAGGUAUUUGGUAACUUUUGCAAAAAUGAUGCCGCCAACCCGCGGUACUCCCUAACGUGCAUGCUUAUGGCUGGUUUGAGGCUGCUUUCUCCCGUCGUCGAGUUCCCAUCAAUUUGUAGCAGCAAAUUUGUUCCUGAUAGCCAACUUUUCUUUCCUUAGAGACAAUUCUUGUCGUCACCGAAUUGGUCCAUGGUGGUAGCCUUGAAAGCUUUUUGAGGUGCAAGGGUGACGGAGGUAGCGAAUAUGCGAAUGUGCACUGUAAGCUGAAUGACCGACAGCUGCUUAAAAUUGCUCUACAUGUGGCCUUGGGAAUGAAACAUUUAGAAGAGCAGAAGGUUAGCCGGAUCUUUUCCUAGCGAAGCUCCUGAUGGAAAUUUAACUCAGUUAUUUACUAUCCGAGAAUAUUUGCACGAUAGAGAAUCGAUAUGGUAACUUUUUUUUUCAGUGCAUUCACCGCGACCUUGCCGCGAGAAAUGUUUUUAUCGAUCCAAACAUGGUGGCAAAAGUCGGAGACUUUGGAUUAGCAAGGGAAAUCACAGAGGAUGGAUUAUACAUCAAGACCUCAUGCGUAAGUACUCCGCCACUAAUUGUUACUUUUCUAACUACUUUUACUAAUACCGACUGUAUUAAAUUCUUUCCCUCUAAACCAGACAGACAAAUGGCCCCAUAUAUAUCCUGCCACAAUUGAUUUCGAUUACCUUAUUUAUGAUCUAUGGUAUAACUAACAUUCAGACAAACGGAUGGAAAAUCCUCAGAUUGGCGUAGUGACUUGUUGGCUUGUUCAUUCCAGUUUAUACAAGCUAAUGUUACAAGAUCAUGCACACCUCCCAUUUUCACAGGGUAAAGUUCCAUGGAGAUGGUCGUCUUUAGAAUCUCUGCGAGAUCGAGUUUAUACAUCCAAGAGCGAUGUGUAAGUGACACGAAAAGUAGUAUACAAAGUUGUUAUAUCCCCGAUGCAAACGUAGAGCAUCUUGGAACGAAACCGUUUUAGGAUUGUUCCAAGCCAGGCUUGAUCGCAUUGUCUGAAAAGCCAUCGUCAAAAAUAUGUAGUGUUCAGUGUCAAAGCAUGAUAAUUAAUGACUCUCAGACACUUUCAACUAUAAUUGUUGGUUGUUAUUGUUGUUUUUAUUUUCAACUGUAAAUUUUCAAAUAGAAUGGGAAGGGUGGUAAGUUUUACGCUCGGUAAAAAGCUCUGAUCCCCAUCAGGAUUCGAACCUCAGACCUGGGGGACGACCCAUGGGGAAUUUUUCCUUUGUCCCAUGCUCGUGAUAAGACGAGAAACCUCUUUCUCUAUUUUCUUAACAUGUGCACCCUGAAACUAAAGGUUCUAGAAAUAGAAAAACCACUGAAUAGCCACUUUUGAGAUGUGGCCAAAAAUGCGUGAAAACGUAUUCCUCAUCUAAUGCAGCAGCACAAUACCCCCAGGAAAGGAUAAACUAACCUGGUUUCACUACUAAUUAACGAUUGUAACGAUGUUGUACAGAGAUUUCAUAUACCAAAAUUACAACAAAUAAAAAAAAGAAAGUGGUCAAGACUGACCAACCUUGAAUGACUUAAUUUUCCCGCAAAACGCUUAAAUAAUGCGAAACUUCCAAAAUGCCACGCGAAUCUCUUCAACUUGUGGUCAGAAUAUUAAUUUCAGACAAAUUCGUUCCCAUGUCAAUCAAGCGUCAGCAAGUGUAUACUUAACUGAAAAUAAGUCAUCAAUCGUUGCUUUUUGGCGUUUUUUUUUUUUUUCCGCCCAUUUGAAGGUGGUCGUUUGGCAUAUUACUUUGGGAAAUGGCAACUUAUGGUAGGUCAUUAAAUAUUUGAUGAAGUAGAAAUGUCAUUAUAAAAGUGAGUACUGACGACGGGAAAAGAGUCGGGGAUGCGUACAAAUUCUCAUUGGUUCCAGAAUUCCAAAAUACUUUCUUUUAUAACCUGGGAGAGGUUUUUGAAGGGGGGAAAAUUAGGCAAUUUUUUGAACAUUAGUUAAAUAGUAUGUCAUUCCAUAAGUCAAUCACGAUGGAUCAAACGGAUUAUUUUAAUAAGUUGAAAUAUUUUAGGAACAACAAUAAUAUUAUCAGGUUUCAUUUGCAAUUUCGAGGUCACUGGCUAUAUGUCAACAGAUGUGUCAGAGGGAGAGACAGCUUAAAACCACAUAAUCAAUUAAGGUCUAGUUACUGUUGUUAGGCAAAGUCUCUUAUUAGUUAUUUUGCUUAACAGGUGACUCACCAUACCCUGACAUUCCAACGCCACUUGCCUUGGUAAGUCGGCUUUCUACGGGCUACCGGAUGUCACUUCCCCAUCAAUGCUCGGAAGAACUGUAAGCUUCUCGAUCAUUUUCAAGCAUGUGUAUUUAUGUGUUUACAUUUAUUCUAUCAGUUAACAAUUUCGACAUUAUUCAAGUAAAUAAAACCAUUUCACCUGGGAGAGGAAUUAAUAAAGGGUUUGUGUCUUUUUAGAUUUGGAACUCCAUCUAGGUUACAUGUCGCUGUUCGAUGCUCUGCAGUUUGGUUGUGUUAAGAUUGUUUGAGUUGAAUGAAUAAAUAGGUGCAAAAAAUUAAUGAAUGAUGCAACUUAUUUGUAGAUAUACGCUGAUGAGAUCUUGUUGGAACGAGAAUCCUUUGAUGAGACCUUCGUUUGCUGACAUCGUAGAUCAGCUGGAAUACUUCUUGCGAGAAGUAAAGGUGAGUGAAAUUGAAUUUAGGCACUUCCUUCCAUUCUUUCCUAUUUUUAUCAUUUAAGUAAUUAAACUCAUCACCAAUAGAUGAGUUUGGGAACUGGUCACCCCACAAUAACGCACGCUUGAUGAGGAGACCGCUGACCACAUUAGCUCGCAAUUUCACUUUGUCUAAAUUAUAUUUAGCCACAUUAUGUUGAUUCCAUUUGAUAAGAUUACAUAAUAUAAUCUUUAAGUUUUCAAAUGAGUAGACUUCUGUAGAGAAGAGUCAUACGAGAUCAAUGAAGCAGCGACAAAUAUUGAAACACUCUCCAUUGCACAAACGGCUAUAAAAAUAUUUAUGACCAAAUAUGCUCUACAAAGGAAGACAACAUAAGUAGAAGCAUUUCUCAGAUAAAAGGUUGGUAAGAUUAGAGUGGUUCAAACGGUGCACACUGCUUUCCUAAUUAACGGUAUCUCACGAGUUUUUUCUCUAUCUCUUUUACAUCUACCGCCUUGUCACUAUUUUCUUUACUAUCUGCUGUUUUUAUAUGAUUACCAUUUUUUUUUCAUUUCAAGCUUCACUCGUGCAUCUAACCUGAAUAUCUUCUUCUCUUUGAUUCAUUAAUUUCAGAGGACAUAUAUUAACAUCACCGAGGAUGAAAUAAGUGGAAGAUUUGAAGUGAACUAG
Molecule: messenger RNA, 5395 nt
Organism: Pocillopora meandrina
Lineage: Eukaryota; Metazoa; Cnidaria; Anthozoa; Scleractinia; Pocilloporidae
Source: the annotation of a GenBank genome assembly